Manacus vitellinus (golden-collared manakin) is the source of this 3070-nucleotide messenger RNA. It is a transcript of the gene SMAD4, whose product is annotated as SMAD family member 4. Gene Ontology annotation, biological process: transforming growth factor beta receptor signaling pathway; SMAD protein signal transduction; regulation of transcription by RNA polymerase II. NCBI's taxonomy places the organism in Eukaryota, Metazoa, Chordata, Aves, Passeriformes, Pipridae. Gene Ontology annotation, molecular function: RNA polymerase II cis-regulatory region sequence-specific DNA binding; I-SMAD binding; DNA-binding transcription factor activity, RNA polymerase II-specific. Gene Ontology annotation, cellular component: heteromeric SMAD protein complex. The record is from RefSeq and is a predicted model, not a curated record.
GAUAUUUUUUUCCUCCUAGGUUUUACCCAAGGGACAGUACAUCUAACCCUUAACUUGGAUCAUCUCUUGUUCAUCAGCCUGAAAGUCGUAACAGCCCCCAAAACUGACAUUUGACCCGAAAGAAAAAAAAAAAGCUGUGACAAAUGGACAAUAUGUCUAUUACUAACACGCCAACAAGUAAUGAUGCUUGUCUGAGCAUUGUUCACAGCUUGAUGUGCCAUCGACAAGGUGGAGAGAGCGAAACUUUUGCCAAGCGCGCAAUCGAAAGCUUAGUUAAAAAGCUGAAGGAGAAAAAGGAUGAAUUGGAUUCUUUGAUUACAGCCAUAACCACAAACGGAGCUCAUCCUAGCAAGUGUGUUACGAUACAGAGAACGCUGGAUGGGAGGCUUCAGGUGGCUGGUCGCAAGGGAUUCCCUCAUGUGAUUUACGCCCGUCUUUGGAGGUGGCCCGAUCUUCAUAAAAAUGAACUCAAGCAUGUUAAAUAUUGUCAGUAUGCUUUUGACUUAAAAUGUGACAGUGUCUGUGUAAACCCUUACCAUUAUGAGCGUGUAGUGUCGCCUGGCAUCGAUCUAUCAGGGCUGACUCUACAGAGUUCUGCUCCAUCCAGCAUGCUGGUGAAGGACGAGUACGUCCACGACUACGAGGGGCAGCCGUCGCUGAGCUCCGCCGAGGGACACUCCGUGCAGACCAUCCAGCACCCACCAAGUAACAGGGCCUCGACAGAGCCUUAUAGCACCCCAGCCAUGUUAGCUCCCACUGAGGCUAGCACUACCAGCACCACUAAUUUUCCCAACAUUCCCGUGGCUUCAACAAGUCAACCUACCAGUAUAUUGACAGGUAGCCAUAGUGAUGGACUCUUACAGAUUGCUUCAGGGCCUCAGCCAGGAACUCAGCAGAAUGGGUUUACAGCUCAGCCAGCCACUUACCACCACAACAGCACCACGACCUGGACUGGGAGUCGGACGGCAGCCUACACACCCACCAUCCCUCACCACCAGAACGGCCACCUGCAGCACCACCCGCCCAUGCACCCCAGCCACUACUGGCCAGUUCACAACGAACUCGCAUUCCAGCCUCCUAUAUCAAAUCAUCCUGCCCCAGAGUACUGGUGUUCGAUCGCGUACUUCGAGAUGGACGUGCAGGUCGGGGAGACGUUCAAGGUCCCCUCCAGCUGCCCCAUCGUCACCGUGGACGGAUACGUGGAUCCUUCUGGGGGAGACCGCUUCUGCCUGGGCCAGCUUUCCAACGUGCACAGAACAGAAGCCAUAGAGAGAGCGAGGUUGCACAUAGGCAAAGGGGUGCAGCUGGAGUGCAAGGGGGAAGGCGACGUGUGGGUGCGGUGCCUGAGCGACCACGCGGUGUUCGUGCAGAGCUACUACCUGGACAGGGAGGCAGGACGCGCCCCGGGGGACGCCGUGCACAAGAUCUACCCAAGUGCAUACAUAAAGGUGUUUGAUUUGCGCCAGUGCCACCGCCAGAUGCAGCAGCAGGCUGCCACCGCCCAGGCUGCCGCUGCGCAGGCUGCCGCCGUGGCAGGGAACAUCCCCGGGCCGGGAUCCGUGGGUGGAAUCGCCCCAGCCAUCAGUAAGUGCCUCAGGCAGCUCCCUUUGCUUUUGUUCUCCUCACCUGAAAACAGUGGGAGUGCUUUCACUUCAGACGGAGGUGCUUCGGGCUGCUCAGACCCCAGAUUGAAAAGCCAUCUUUGGUGCCUGGGCUGGCAAAAAUGUUGCUGAAAACAACGGGGAUUACUGGGCAACUAAAGCCCUUGACCAGGUGUGUAGAAAAACUUAAGAUCCUCAGAGAAGAGUGUGUGAGAGUGUUUUUCCCUUUCUUUAAUAUUUUUUUUUUUAUUAGUCUAUGCUGGCGUUUUCUUAGCUGCUAAAUUCUAGAUCCUUGAAAUCGUUCCUGAAGCACCUUUAAAAGUGAAAGUACUUGCAUGUCUCGGUCUGCUUUGUGUGCCACAGUGUUUUCUUGGUUCCUUGUCUUGCCAUGUGGCUCUUCCCGACUGCCCUACGAAUUGUUUAAGGCAUUUUGAGGAAUGUAUUAAACCUUUUUUUUUUGUUUUUGCCUUAGCCGUGCUGGCGAAUUGAAGCUUGCCAGCUGUAUUUAUUUUUGUCUUUUUAUUUUACUGGCUGUGAGCAGUGUCGUUUUGCUAAUCCAGCUUCCUGCAGGUGACCAGCCUGAGUUCCUACACUGAAAAUGCAGCGUUUGUCAGACCUCAGGAAUAACUCUUUAGUGACUGUGCUUCCUAAAGAGGGUUUACAUGCUUUGUAAGGCAUUUGGGUUUCAUCUUGUCUGCUUUAUGUAGGUCUAGUUGGGGUGUUGGGAAGGAAUUCUUUGCUGGCUGUGAGGCCCUGGCACAGGUUUCCCAGAGAAGCUGUGGCUGCCCCUGGAUCCCUGGAAGUGCUGGAAAUCCAGGUUGGACGGGAUUUGGGCUAGUGGAAGGUGUCCCUGCCCGUGGCAGUGGGGUGGAACUGAUGGUCUGUGAGGUCCUUUCCAACCCACCCUUCUGUGAUUCUCUGAUCACGGAGAGCUUUGUGUUUCAGCACUCUUUCAGGAGUGCAGAACACUGGCAAAAAUGUGUAUUCCAGCACCCUUUCAGGAGUGCAGAACACUGACAAAGAUGUGUAUUCCAGCACCCUUUCAGGGGUGCAGAACACUGACAAAGAUGUGUAUUUCAGCAGCACCCUUUCAGGGUGCAGAACACUGACAAAGAUGUGUAUUCCAGCACCCUUAUAGGAGUGCAGAACACUGACAAAGAUGUGUAUUCCAGCAGCACCCUUUCAGGGGUGCAGAACACUGACAAAGAUGUGUAUUUCAGCACCCUUUCAGGGGUGCAGAACACUGACAAAGAUGUGUAUUCCAGCACCCUUUCAGGGGUGCAGAACACUGGCAAUAGAUGUGUAUUCCAGCACCCUUUCAGGGGUGCAGAACACUGACAAAGAUGUGUAUUCCAGCACCCUUUCAGGGGUGCAGAACACUGACAAAAGAUGUGUAUUCCAGCACCCUUUCAGGGGUGCAGAACACUGGCAAAAGAAGGUGAGGAAUGCCAGUGAACAGCAGAGGUCUG